AUGACUGAAGGCGGUAAAAGUUAUGAAGGUGAUAUGAAUGGAUCAUUAUUGGCUCAUUUACAAGCGCGGAGUUUAGUAGAGUCGUAUACCUCGGAUCAAUUGUAUGAAUUGACGGACCCCUCCAAGAGUCCCAGUCAACACUUUAAAUUGUACUGUGGAGCUGAUCCUUCAGCCGUCUCAUUGCAUUUAGGGAACUUGUUACCCUUGAUGGUGCUCUUACAUUUCCGAUUGAGAGGCCAUGAUGUAGUUGGACUUGUUGGAGGAGCCACCGGGAUGGUAGGAGACCCCAGUGGUAGAAGUACCGAAAGACAACAGCUUGAUAGUGAUGAAAGAAACACUAAUGUUGAACGGAUUAGUGAACAGAUACGUGAUUUUCUUGAGAAAGGAGUUGCUUAUGCCAAAUCUAGAAACUUCCCGGUUGCCCAAAAGGGUACCAUUUCCAGUGUUAAUAAUGCUGAAUGGUGGAAGAAUGUGGGGUUCUUGGAGUUCUUGAGUAAAUACGGUAAACAUAUUCGUGUGAAUCAAAUGCUUGCAAGAGACUCGGUUCAAUCUCGGUUGCAGUCACAGAAUGGGAUUGGAUACAAUGAGUUUUCGUAUCAAAUCUUACAAGCUUUUGAUUUUUGGCAUUUAUUUGAAAGAGAAGAUGUCAAUAUGCAAAUUGGAGGCAAUGACCAAUGGGGGAACAUUACAGCCGGGAUUGAUUUGAUUGGUAGAUUACAACAACAUCACCAUCUUCUUCAAAAAAAAAAUGUUUAUGGUAUGACUGUUCCAUUACUUACUACACCUAAAGGUGAAAAGUUUGGUAAAUCUGCCGGAAAUGCAAUUUUCAUCGAUAGCCAAUUAACCAGUCCUUAUCAAUUAUAUCAAUAUUUUGUUAACGUCCCAGAUGAAAUGGUGGGGAAACUUUUAAAGUUGUUUACUCUUUUACCAAUCAAUGUCAUUGAUUACGAAUUAUUACCUAAGCAUUUAGAAGACCCCGGUUUACGUAUAGCUCAAAGGGUUUUGGCAAGAGAAGUAGUUGAUUUGAUCCAUGGAAACGGUGAAGAAAUGGCUUAUAUCACCAGUUUCUUAUUCCCUACUCCAGAUCAACCAUUCACUGAUAAUGUGAGUGCUGAAACAUUACUUAAGAACUUUAGAAGAUCCGGAAUUAUUAGUCAAUUUUCGGCUAAAGAUUUUGGUGAUACUAGUAUCGACGAUUUGAAAUUGAGUACUUUAUUGAGCCAUUUAUUGGGUAAAUCCAAAAGUGAAACCCGAAGAUUAAUCAAGGCUGGAGGAGUUUAUUUGGGAUUAGAAAGGAAACAACUUGAAGACCCAGAUGAUGUGGUUUUGUUUGACAAGGACAAUCAUUUGAUAGACGGUAAGUUGUUAUUGGUUAGAACAGGCAAACAAAACUAUCAUGUUGGAGAGUUCAAGGAAUAA
Messenger RNA from Lizanozyma spartinae, 1419 nucleotides. It is a transcript of the gene MSY1, whose product is annotated as tyrosine--tRNA ligase. The record is from RefSeq and is a predicted model, not a curated record. Gene Ontology annotation, cellular component: cytosol; mitochondrion. The coding region runs from base 1 to 1419 and encodes 472 amino acids. Gene Ontology annotation, molecular function: RNA binding; ATP binding; tyrosine-tRNA ligase activity. Gene Ontology annotation, biological process: tyrosyl-tRNA aminoacylation. The transcript has a single exon. Lineage: Eukaryota; Fungi; Ascomycota; Pichiomycetes; Serinales; Debaryomycetaceae.